Thamnophis sirtalis is the source of this 5142-nucleotide messenger RNA. The record is from RefSeq and is a predicted model, not a curated record. NCBI's taxonomy places the organism in Eukaryota, Metazoa, Chordata, Lepidosauria, Squamata, Natricidae.
CAGAGGAAGACAGUGUCUUUGAUGAAUCAGACAUUCAUGAUACACCCACUGGAACAGGCAAUAAAGACUCACAAACGUUCUUCGCAAGGUUGAAAAGAAUUGGAGGCAGCAAAGUGGUGAAAUAUCAGCCAGUUGAGAUGAAUGCUCAAAGAAGUGAAAUAGAACUGGCUGAAUAUAGAGAAACGGGCAUAUUGCAAGACAAUAUUCUGCGCUGUAUGAGAGAAGAAAGCAUUCAGAAAAGGAAACUGCGCUCUCUAAAACAAAAAUCUCUUGACAUAGGAAAUGCAGACUCCCUGUUGUUUACAUUAGACGAGCACCGUCGGAAAUCAUGCAUAGACCACUGUGACUUAGAAAAGCCACCUGCCGCUUCCACUUACACCACACUGAGGCAGAAUGAUUAUGGACAACCACAGCAAAACUCUUCUACCAAAACAGAAGAACAAGACACAGGAGAGAGGGAAAAUAUUCCAGUUGUCCCGGGAAGAAGUCAAACAAGGCGACGACCUAUUAUACCAGAAGUCAGGUUAAACUGCAUGGAGCCAUAUGAAGUGACCAUAGAUUCACCAGCUAAAACUUCUCCUCUAAAGGAGGACUUAGAUCUCAUAGAUCUGUCGUCUGAUUCAACGUCAGGGCCCGAAAAGCAGUCUGUUGUUUCCAAUUCAGACAGCGACUCCUUAGUUUUUGAGACCCUCCCUCCUCUUAGAAUAGUGGAAAGUGAUGAGGAAGAGACUGAUCUCACAAGUCAGUUGCAUGACGUUGACUCUAGGAUGACCCUUGCCUCCUCGCCAUCAAGUCCUACCAGCGUUUCUAUCCUCAGUCUUAGCAUUACGCCCCUGGUGCAAUUCAGCAUUGAAGACUGUUCCAAGGUUGUAACCCCUUGUGAAGUGAGUCAUUUUGUAUCAUUUGCACAAGACAAAACUCCCCCAACUACCCCUGAAAGUCAAAAGGGUGUUGAUGAGCUCGCUAAGCCGGAAGAUGUCCAAGGGAUAUCCCCUGGCAGCCCCCUGACACUAAAGCAAAAACGGGACUUGCUUCAAAAAUCAUUUGCUCUCUCGGAGAUGUCCAUUGAGGAUAACUCUGAAUUAUGCAUAGAAGAUAUUAAGCCUGUUGGAUCCUUUCCGAGUUCAACUGGGAAAACGGUCUUUAUUACGCUCCCUGAGGACUCCGAUAGCCAAGCUGAAAGUCAAAAGCCUGAUGCCAGUGCAGAAUCUGAUACAGAACAAAGUACAGAACCAAAGCAAGAGGAAGAAGCUGAAGAGUCAGAAUUUAAAAUCCAGAUUGUUCCUAGACAGAGGAAGCAGAGGAAGAUUGCCGUGAGUGCCAUCCAGAGAGAAUACCUGGACAUUUCCUUCAACAUCUUGGAUAAGCUGGGAGAACAGAAAGAGACAGAUGUAUCAACUAAAGUACUUUCAACCUUAGAAAUGCCAAGGGAGUCAUCUUCUGCUCCUACACUUGAAGCAGGUGUACCAGAGAUAAGUAGCCACUCUUCCAUGUCAACUCAGUACCGACAGAUGAAAAGAGGUUCUUUGGGAGCACUGACCAUGAAUCAGUUGAUGAAGAGGCAGCUGGAACAUCAAUCUAGUGCUCCUCAUAAUAUUAGCACAUGGGACACUGAACAGAUACAGCAUGGGAAGAGACCAUGUAAUGUCUCGGUCUGCCUCAACCCUGACCUAGAGGGACAACCACUAAGAAUAAGAGGUGCCACAAAAUCAAGCUUGCUGUCAGCACCUAGCAUCGUUAGUAUGUUUGUACCAGCACCAGAAGAUUUUAUUGAUGAUCAACCAACCAUGAUGACAGACAAAUGCCACGACUGUGGAGCCAUCCUGGAGGAGUAUGAUGAAGAAACACUGGGUCUAGCCAUAGUUGUCCUCUCCACAUUCAUUCAUCUCAGCCCAGAUUUGGCUGCUCCUUUGUUGCUGGAUAUUAUGCAAUCUGUAGGAAGGUUGGCUUCAAGUACCAAUUUUUCUAAUCAAGCAGAAAGUAUGAUGAUUCCAGGAAACGCUGCAGGUGUGGCAAAGCAGUUUCUGCGUUGCAUUUUCCAUCAGCUUGCUCCCAAUGGUAUAUUUCCACAGCUGUUUCAGAGCAACAUCAAGGAUGGAAACUUUUUACGAACCUUGGCCACCUCUCUUAUGGAUUUCAGUGAGCUGAGUUCUAUAGCUGCAUUGAGCCAACUCUUAGAGGGUUUAAACAACAAAAAGAAUUUGCCAGCAGGAGGUGGAAUGUUACGCUGCUUGGAAAACAUUGCUACAUUUAUGGAAGCUUUGCCAAUGGAUUCCCCAAGCAACCUUUGGACUACAAUCAGCAACCAGUUUCAAACUUUCUUUACCAAACUACCAUGUGUUUUGCCCCUUAAGUGUUCACUGGAUUCCAGUGUAAGGAUAAUGAUCUGUUUGCUGAAGAUUCCCACCAGUAGUGCUGCCAGGAGCCUGCUGGAGCCAUUUUCAAAAUUGCUGAGCUUUGUCAUUCAGAAUGCCAUCUUUACCCUGGCUUAUUUGAUUGAACUGUGUGGCUUAUGUCACCGAGCUUUCACAAAGGAAAGGGAUAAGUUCUACUUAUCCCGCAGUGUCAUCUUAGAGUUACUGCAAGCUUUGAAGUUAAAGUCGCCUUUGCCAGACACCAAUCUGCUGCUCUUGGUCCAGUUUGUUUGCGCAGAUGCUGGGACAAAGCUGGCCGAAUCAAUGAUCUUAAACAAGCAAAUGAUUGCUUCUCUCCCUGGAUGUGGAACAGCAGCAAUGGAAUGCAUGAGGCAGUACGUUGGUGAAGUUUUGGAUUUUAUUGCUGACAUGCAUACUUUAACCAAAUUAAAGAGUCACAUGAAAACGUGUUCCCAGCCAUUGCAUGAGGAUACCUUUGGCGGACAUCUCAAAGUGGGCUUAGCACAGAUUGCUGCAAUGGAAAUCUCACGGGGCAAUCACCGGGAUAACAAGGCUGUGGUCCGUUACUUGCCUUGGCUGUAUCAUCCUCCAUCUGCAAUGCAACAAGGGCCCAAAGAAUUCAUUGAAUGUGUGUCUCAUAUUCGACUACUCUCUUGGCUACUGUUGGGGUCUCUGACACAUAAUGUUGUCUGUCCGAAUUCCCCUUCAGCUUGUAUGCCCAUUCCAUUUGAUGCAGGUUCCCAUGUUGCCGAUCAUUUAAUUGUCAUCCUGAUUGGGUUUCCAGAGCAAUCCAAGACAUCUGUCUUGCAUAUGUGUUCUCUCUUCCAUGCCUUUAUAUUUGCUCAGCUGUGGACAGUAUAUUGUGAACAAGCGGCAGUUGCUCCCACAGUCCAAAAUCAAAAUGAAUUUAGUUUUACAGCAAUCCUCACAGCCCUGGAAUUUUGGAGCCGAGUAACACCAAGCAUCCUCCAGCUGAUGGCACAUAACAAGGUGAUGGUAGAAAUGGUGUGUCUCCAUGUGAUCAGUUUAAUGGAGGCUUUGCAAGAAUGUAAUUCCACUAUUUUUGUCAAGCUCAUCCCAAUGUGGCUACCAAUGAUUCAAUCCAAUCUAAAGCAUUUAUCUGCUGGCCUCCAGCUCCGCCUGCAAGCUAUUCAGAACAACGUGAACCAUCAUAGCCUUAGAAUGUUACAGGGAUCCGUUCAGAUCAACACCAACACCUCUGUCCUUCGCAAGUGGCUGCAGUGUACACAGUUCAAAAUGGCUCAAGUGGAAAUCCAGUCAUCCGAAGCAGCAUCUCAGUUUUAUCCUUUAUGAGUUGGGUGGAAUGUUCUGUGAACCUGUUGGUCUAGCAAUAAUAGGGCUAAAGCUGUAAGACAAUGGCCAUCUUUAGAAACCAUACAACAGUACUGUAGCCCCGUUUCGGUUUUGUUCUUGUAGAGAGAAAGAAGUGACGUGGCUAAAGAGAGUGGGCUGCCUGCGUCCCUCUGUAACCAAAAGCAUGUUUUGGCUGAUGCAUAACAUUUACAGGAAUAUUCUGUGAAAUGAAGGGUUUGCUAACUGAGGCCUGAGUCAAUGCAUAUAGCUACGGUAGCUCUUUAAAUAUAUGCAUUUAAAAAUAUUCGUUUACAAAGGAAAAUGAUUAGUUUCGCCCCUAGGAUUUAUACGCACAUAUGCACAGGGCAUGUAUGCCCACACACACACAAAGUGGUGUGAAUUUUCACAUACCUACGUAUGCUGCUGUGUUUUUUUUUAACAUUAUGAUAAAGUCAGCUGCAUUUUCGUUGUCUUCAUAGUUAAACUUGGUAAUGCAAUAAAUCAGCCAUCUCCAACCUCAUGCCCUCCACAUGCUUUGGACUACAAAUGAGUGUGGAUACGAUGGGUUAGGAUGAUGCGAGCUGUAGCCCAACACAUCUGGAGACCACCAGAUUGAGGAUGCCCAAACUUUUUUUCAUUAUAAAAUAGUGACCUUGCAAUUUCCCAGGAUUUCCUAUCCAUUUUUCCCUGCAAUUUCUAUCAGCAACUUGCAAGCAUGGCCUGUGCCAAAAGAAAAGGAAAAGGAAAAAUAACAGGAAAGGAAAGGAAAGAAAACCUUCCAGAUUAAACACUCAUUACCCCUCCCUUCAUGUUAUGCACCUCUUGGAUAACAGGUACCCAUUGCAAACUUGGGUAGGAGAGACAUCAUUCUGGGGCCAAUGCUGGCAUUUUGCCCAGGGGAACGAGACAUCCAAAGCCAAUUCUGCUUACUUACAAAGUGCACUUAGAAAUUAGGUGGGUAAACUGUGCCAGUUCACUUGUCUUUUUUAAAAAAGAACUACUGAGUAAGUUUAAGAACUUUAACUUGGUUUCAUUGCCAGUAUUUUUCUUGCAAUUCUUAGAAACUCUCUGCAUACUACUACCUGUAUGAUAUAUGCUAUUUCUUCUUAUAUACUUGUACACACUGAGAUUUGAAAUCGGUCCCAUUCAUGGGGAUGCCAGAGAGAAUAUGGAUGCUUCACUCUUCCCUGAGGGAGAUGUUUCAAGUUAUCAAUUUACAUACAGUAAAUAGAAAAUAUAUAGAACUACUGCAUAAAAAAACCCAAUGUUAAAUAUUUUUUAAAAGUGAAUUUUAAUAGCAUUGAGAGAGACUGAUCCACUGAGAUGUAUAGCAGAGCCAUUGGUUGCAGUGGACUCUGGAUCAGUAUCUUUACCUAGCAGAACCUCUUGUAAUUAAAACUUUUUGUGUGUAUACAUAACUGAAAUAUAUUGUAUUUAUUGCUGUAAUCUAUUG